AUGAGCAGAGUGCUGAUUUCUAGUAUCAUUGUUUACAUAGUUACCUUGGUGCUGGUAUCGAUCUACUUAGUUGUGGCUAUGUUGAGGUUGAUCGGUGGGCAGAAGUGGGUCUCCACGACUCGUUUGUCUCUGCGUCCGUCUGCUUUGCAUUUGCCAUUGCUGUUCGUCUUGCAUAUUUUCGGCCAGGAUGUAUACAUCUUGAAUUGGUUGGCCCAGCAACGGCCCCUGGCUAGGCAACACAGCGCUGCAGAGGACUGCGAACCGAACUAUGUGAGAGCCGCACUAAAGGCGCCACUUUGCCUGGCCUGCCUAUUCGUGCGCUCUCGUCCCUCUUGA
Molecule: messenger RNA, 336 nt
Organism: Volvox carteri f. nagariensis
Lineage: Eukaryota; Viridiplantae; Chlorophyta; Chlorophyceae; Chlamydomonadales; Volvocaceae
Exons: 3
Coding region: 1-336 (111 amino acids)
Source: RefSeq, a predicted model, not a curated record